Molecule: messenger RNA, 3186 nt
Organism: Scheffersomyces amazonensis
Lineage: Eukaryota; Fungi; Ascomycota; Pichiomycetes; Serinales; Debaryomycetaceae
Exons: 2
Coding region: 363-3026 (887 amino acids)
Source: RefSeq, a predicted model, not a curated record
CCGCAGAAGAUCUUACCGUAAAUGGUAAACUUGGCUUAAAUAAUGUACGAAAAUCCCCAAUUGUGACACUCAACCGAGAGAGACAAAUUUGCGUUGUGUAUGGGGUUGGACCGAAGGAGAUAAAGACAAACUUUUUCACAUAUAUCUAAACAAUCUCUAACAUUUGUAAAUGAUUUUGAGUGUUGGUUACUAAUUAUACGGAUUUGCUUACUUAUUGCAUUUCCCAAGCUGUCAUUUACGUUAGUUAGUUUGUUGUUUCUAUCUUUCUUCGUAUAUUCACUAUUACAUUUGAUCGACCUGUAUUUCCAUUUCCACCAUUUCCAUAUAUUAGAAACUUACCUAAUCUAUAACGCCACCAAAUAAUGAUAUCGAACGACUACCUGCGACAGCAAAAUCAAUCUCGGGAAUUUGUUAAGGGUAAACCAUUACCACAUUUUAUCCCAUUCCCCAUAGUAUUCAAGCCAUUGGCUUAUGCAUCCAUAAUCAAUGCCACCACAAAUCCACGACAUCGACUAUCACAAUUUGGUGAUGUUUCAAGUAUACCACCUAAAAAUGAGGCCGAUAUUGAAGGAUAUAGAAUUCUUAUUAAUGAUGAAUAUGUUUAUUCAUUGGAUGUUAUAGAAAGAGAAUUAUUCUAUCAAUUAAUAACAACUAUUAGAAAUCGAAAUACUGCUCAUGGUUUAAACAAUGGUACAUUACAAGAAACUGGUAACUUAACUGCAACACUUAUCAUAAGUACGAUUCUAUCCCUUACAACAUACUACAUACGAGCCAACUGUGUAAAGACAUUUGCAUUCAUUGAGACUAUUGAAGAUAUUAAACAAUAUAGAAAAGAAUUAUUUACAGUGGCCUCAAAAUAUUAUGGUACAUCAAUUCAUAACCUUCGUCGCCUAUUAGAAAUUACUAAUGAUAGGGAACAUUAUUAUUAUCACUAUGGAACUUAUUCCUAUUAUAAUAAUAUUUCCAUUGGAUUAAUUUGUAGCUCAUUAUUAAAUAAAAUGUCAAUCUAUCAAUACUCCAAUUUGAAUCAUCUGAUAACGUUUUCAAAGGGAUUUAUUGGUAUAUUCCAUGAUUUGAUAUCUUCAUCCAAGAAAAUGUUAGUUAUCAGUGAAAAUGAUAAUGAUAAUAAUAAUAAUAAUAAUAAUAAUAAUAAUAAUAAUAAUAAUGAUAAUCAUCAUAAUAAUGCUCAAGAUUUAACAUAUAUUAUUAAUUUCUUAAUUUUUGCAUCAAAAUCAGUACAUUUCCCCAAUUACAGUCCCAAAUUAUUACUUGAAUUUAAACAAGUGCUUCUUAAAUUCCAGAUAUUACUCCUUAAUAAUUCAAGUCUGGUGGAAGAUAGCAAAAAGCCAACCUCCAUUGCAUUCCAUUUUAAUCAUUUAUUAAAUUUCCUUAAUGAAUUAUUAUCGAUUCUUGAAUCUUCUUCAUCAUCAGCUCCAAAAGAUGUUUCCCCAAUAGUUUUAUAUCGAUUACUUCGUCAUUGGUUAAUAAUUUUACCUUGUAAAAUGUUUAUUUUAGAAGAUUUAAUUAAUGAAUUUGAAGUAUGUCUUAUGUUUUUAUAUAAAGCAUUGACUCAUAUUCUUGAUAGUUUAUUUCCUCAAGCUAAUUUCUAUUUUUUACAGAAUUUCAGUGGUAAUGGUAUUAAAUUAUGGUAUGAACCAAUGUAUAAAACAAAGUUACGUCAAAAUGUUGGUUCUAAUUCAUUUGAAUUAAAUGAGAUUAAUAAAUAUUGUAUAAGAAUAAUUACUUUCUUUAAGAAAAGAUAUAAUGUUUUAUCAAUAUUCUUUGGAGAUCAAAGAGAACAAACUUUGGCUAUCACUCCCGAAAUCCUUAAUAUAAACCUUAAUGAAAUUAUGAUCACUAAAUUUUGGACAACUAAGAAUAUCCUGUAUUAUAAUUAUGUUCAUUUACCUAAUGUGGUAUCCAUUGGAAAUCCAAAAUUAAUUAAUUUAUUAUCUAAAGCUAAACGUAGUAGUGCAGUAAAUAAGGCAUUAGCUUCAUUAUAUUAUUAUAAUAAUCAUCAUAUGAAUUUCUUCUUUAUUGAUUCAAGAAGGAAUAGAAUUAAGAAGAUUAAGAGUGAUACUGCAGAUCCAAUUAUUCGAUUUCAUAUGAAUAAUUUUGAAAUUGAUCCCUCAACUACAACAUCAUUUAAUCAUUCACCAACAUCUACUUCUACAACAUCGGAUUCCUUAUCACCACCUAGUAGAUUUACACCUCAGACAUUAAUGCAGAGUCCUGAUGAAGAUUUUGAAAAUUAUAAACGAAGGAAAACAACAUCAAGUUUAGAUAUUCUUGGGAUGGCUUAUGAUGAAGAUGAAGAUGAUACAUUAAGUGUAACUUAUGAUAAAUUAUUUGCUCCUGGUUUGAGCUCAUUCUUUGUAUUUGGAAUUACUAAGGAUUAUGAAACUCUAUUAUUGAAGCGAAUUGAAGAGUUUGAGAAGAAAGAAGAAGGACCAGAUCAUGGAAUAUUUGGAGGUACAUUUGAUGAUGAUGAUGGAUUUGAAGAUAUUAAAUUUAACAACUUUGAUUUAAAUUAUAAGACUGGGUUAUGGAAUAAUGAUAAGGAUCCAUUGCAUUAUGUUGUAGAUUUAGCCAUGGAAGAAUGGCGUACUCUGUCAAUGAAAACAACCACGAGUGCCAAUGAUGGAUAUAUGGAUUCACCUCCGAUAACAGUAACAAAUUCAAUACCAGUAGCAACGAUGCUAACCAAAGAAUCUCCUCAAGCACAUUCUUCUAUGAGCCUCUCUCAUGCUCCAUCUCAAGAUAACGAAGAUAUUCGUCGUUUUGAUCAAGAUUUUAAAUUAUUUUCUAGAAAAUUACAAAGUUUGAUUCUGAUCAAUCAUGAGGUUUAUGAAUCAAUGAUUCAAUUUUAUAGUAUCCGGAAUAGUAAAUUGAAUGAAUUGAUUGAGACUCGUGCAGAGAUGAAUACCGAUAAUGAAAAUGAAGCAGAAGAGGAUGUUGAUGAUGAAGAUGAAGAGGGGAACUUCUACGACGAUUUGAAUGAUGCUUAUUUCACAAUUUUACUUUAAUAUAGUAUUUGGUAUACUACAAGAUGUGAAUGAUGUCAUUGAUUAUGUAAAUAGAAAUUUAUUCUUCUAUCUUAAUUACUUAUAUAUAGAAAUAUUCUGAUAGGUAAUAGUUAUUUAUUUUUAGGAUUACGCAAGUAAGUUAAUAUAAAAUAUCCAAAUA